AUGUCAACUGUUGGAACACGUGUAAUACUAUCGUCUUCCUUUACUGGUGGUUCGCGUUACAUGUGGGAAAAUUAUUAUGAUAGGAUGGCUAUUUGUAAAUGGUUUGGAUAUCCGGAUUUUUUCAUUACAAUCACGUGUAAUCCUAAAUGGCCAGAGAUUAAAAGAUUUCUUAAGGACAAGAACAUUAAUCCAGAGGAUAGACCAGACAUUUUAUGCCGACUGUUCAAAAUUAUGUUGGACUCAAUGAUGAAAGACUUGCGAGAGAAAUCGUUAUUCGGCAAGGCUUCGGCAGUUGUUUAUACAAUAGAGUUUCAAAAAAGAGGUUUACCGCACGCUCAUAUCUAUCCAGAUCUGUAUACUCUUUUCAGUGACUAUAUGAUUCACGGACCUUGUGGUAUUGCAAAACCAAGUUGUCCGUGUAUGGUUCAAGGACCUGAUAGGGCCGAAGUUGAAGUUGUAAAGAAUGCUGAUGAAGGCCAACGAGAAAAUGGAAAAUAUGAAAUCCUAAUUCAUUAUGAUUGUAGAUAUCUCUCAUCGUGUGAAGCUUCAUGGCGCAUCUAUCCAUAUGAUGUUUAUUAUAGGUAUCCUUCUGUAAUUAGGCUUCCGUUUCAUCUACCAGAUCAACAAAAUGUUGUAUAUGGUCCUGAUGAUGAACUUGAUAACGUUCUUCAAAAACCAUCUGUUUCUUCUACUAUGUUUUUGGAGUGGAUGGAAAAAAAACUGAAAUGA
Helianthus annuus (common sunflower) is the source of this 729-nucleotide messenger RNA. RefSeq lists its product as uncharacterized. Lineage: Eukaryota; Viridiplantae; Streptophyta; Magnoliopsida; Asterales; Asteraceae. The record is from RefSeq and is a predicted model, not a curated record. The coding region runs from base 1 to 729 and encodes 242 amino acids. The transcript has 4 exons.